CCGGCGGUGAGGAGAGGUUUCCUACACCUGGAGAGAAGGAUGUCAAGACGCAGCCGUUUACAAGCUAAGCAGCAGCCCCAGCCCAGCCAGACUGAUUCCCCCCAAGAAGCCCAGAUAAUUCAGGCCAAGAAGAGAAAAACAGCCCAGGAUGUCAGAAAGAGGAGAGAGGAGAAGGUCGCCCAGAAACACCAGUAUGAGAUUAGGAACUGUUGGCCACCUGCAUUAUCUGGGGGGAUCAGUCCUUGCAUUAUCAUUGAAACACCCCACAAAGAAAUAGAAACAAGUGACUUCUCCAGAUUUACAAAUUAUAGAUUUAAAAAUCUUUUUAUUAAUCCUUCACCUUUGCCAGAUUUAAGCUGGGGAUGUUCGAAUGAUGUUUGGCUAAACAUGUUAAAGAAAGAGACCCGAUAUGUUCAUGACAAACAUUUUGAAGUUCUGCAUUCUGACUUGGAACCACAAAUGAGGUCAAUACUUCUAGACUGGCUUUUAGAGGUGUGCGAAGUAUACACACUGCACCGGGAGACCUUUUACCUUGCGCAAGACUUUUUUGAUAGAUUUAUGUUGACACAAAAGGAUAUAAAUAAAAAUAUGCUCCAACUCAUCGGAAUUACCUCAUUAUUCAUUGCUUCCAAACUUGAGGAAAUCUAUGCUCCUAAGCUCCAAGAGUUUGCUUAUGUCACUGAUGGUGCUUGCAGUGAAGAGGAUAUCUUAAGGAUGGAGCUCAUUAUAUUAAAGGCUUUAAAAUGGGAACUCUGUCCUGUAACAGUCAUCUCCUGGCUCAAUCUCUUCCUUCAAGUUGAUGCUCUUAAAGAUGCUCCUAAAGUUCUUCUACCUCAGUAUUCUCAGGACAAGUUCAUUCAGAUAGCUCAGCUUUUAGAUCUAUGUAUUCUAGCCAUUGAUUCAUUAGAGUUCCAGUACAGAGUACUGGCUGCUGCCGCCUUGUGCCAUUUUACCUCUAUUGAAGUCGUUAAGAAAGCCUCAGGUUUGGAAUGGGAAAGCAUUUCUGAAUGUGUAGAGUGGAUGGUGCCCUUUGCCAGUGUAGUAAAAAGUGCUAGUCCAGUGAAGCUGAAGAUGUUUAAUAAGAUUUCUAUGGAAGACAGACACAAUAUCCAGACACACACAAAUUACCUGCCUAUGCUGGAGGAAGUCAAUUACGUAAACACCCUCAGGAAUGGGGGACAACUGUCACCAGUGUGCAAUGGAGGCAUCAUGACACCACCGAAGAGCACUGAAAAACUAUCAGGAAAACACUAAGGAAGAUAACUAAGCUGACAAAUAUUCACUGAGUUUUGGGUAAAAUGUCAUUAAAAUGUACUAAAGUUUUACAGGAAAAUAGUGCCAGAACUACCCUAGCGAAUUCAGAAAUUUCAAUGCCAUUCUUUGAUUUAAAAAAACUAUGUAAAAUUGGCACUAAGAAAUGUAUUUCAUUGUCAGCUGUUUAAAGAAACAGCAGGCCUUGUUUACAAAAAGUUAAUUCCCAAGGUGACUGGCUAGAAGCCAGCCACAAUUUAUGCCAUAAAAUUUUUCUGAUCCAGUGUUACUAUUUUGAUGGACUAGGAAUUUUAUCAUUAAAAUCUUAGACUAGACAAGUGCUACCUUAAAGAGUACAUUAAGUGAUACAGUACUUUGAAUCUAGUUUUUAGAUUCUCAAAAUUCAUAUAUCCUUGCUUAGUGCAAUUUGGUUCUUGAAAAUAAAAUUAAGUAUGUUUACAAAGGUUUAGUUUUGUGCUAAGGUGACUAAUUUUCUAUAGCUGCUGUAGCGAGCUAUUAUAAAACUUGAAUUUUUAUAAAUGGUGAACUUUAAAAAUGUUUUUUUAAGUAGUUUAUUUGCCUUGCCAUACAUAACAUUUUUAACCAGUAAGGCUAAGAACAUGGUGUUUAAAACUGCGCUCUAAACAGUGGGAAUACCAAAGAAAUGAUAAACAAUGUAAAUGCUGUAGCUCCUACUUGGGGCUUCGACAUACAGAUUGCUUUAUAGCAACUUUUUUGUACAUCACAAUUUGAAUGAAAAAACUUAAGUACCCUUUCAAACUAUUUAUAUGAGAAAGUCACUUUAUUAUUCUAAGGCAGUGGUCGCCGAUCUCUCGGACCUCACGGGCCACCUGUUGGGGACCGCUGCUCUAAGGUAUCCCUAAGGAUUUUUUUUUUU
Myotis myotis is the source of this 2149-nucleotide messenger RNA. It is a transcript of the gene CCNE2, whose product is annotated as cyclin E2. Lineage: Eukaryota; Metazoa; Chordata; Mammalia; Chiroptera; Vespertilionidae. The transcript has 12 exons. The record is from RefSeq and is a predicted model, not a curated record. Gene Ontology annotation, biological process: G1/S transition of mitotic cell cycle; regulation of cyclin-dependent protein serine/threonine kinase activity. Gene Ontology annotation, cellular component: nucleus; cytoplasm; cyclin E1-CDK2 complex. Gene Ontology annotation, molecular function: cyclin-dependent protein serine/threonine kinase regulator activity. Bases 40 to 1254 code for a protein of 404 amino acids.